Messenger RNA from Theileria annulata, 714 nucleotides. Its product is annotated as zinc-finger protein, putative. The record is from RefSeq and is a predicted model, not a curated record. The transcript has 7 exons. Lineage: Eukaryota; Apicomplexa; Aconoidasida; Piroplasmida; Theileriidae. Gene Ontology annotation, biological process: negative regulation of DNA-templated transcription. Gene Ontology annotation, molecular function: transcription corepressor activity. The coding region runs from base 1 to 714 and encodes 237 amino acids.
AUGAAAGAACGGAUUCCCAAUUCAGAUUCCACUGAUGGAUUUAAUGUCCCACUCUUAGGUGAUGAUAACGGGGAGUCGAGAUUUGAAAUUACCUGUUAUUCUAGGUCGUGUAAGGAUAUUUUUAUUAAGGAUAAACUAAUAUGUUGUACCACUUGUAGAAAAUGCUACCAUUCCAAGUGCAACAAGCCUCCUCUACACUAUGAUAUUGUCAUAAGAUACCCUUGGCAUUGUAAUUCUUGUAAAAUAUGUGUAAAUUGUAAUGAAGCUGAAAAUGGAGUAAGUAGCACAUUGCUGAUAUGCGACUCGUGUGACCGAGCAUUUCAUAUGGAAUGCACCAGGAGUAAAUACACCGAAAUUCCAAGUGGAAACUGGUAUUGUGACGAUUGUCAAUAUUGUAAAUCUUGCGAUAUAAAAUUUUCUGAGCAUGCAGUCAUUGUAUUAUUUUUUAGUUAUUUUUUAUGGUUUCCACCAAUUCGAACACUUAUUUUACAUAAAUUUAUAAAGUUUAACACUGUGAUGUGUAUUAUUGUUAUGAACUUUUGCUGUGUAUGUUCCAAGUCUAUAAACUCAAUCGAUAACCGUCAGAAUAAGAAAGUAGUUUGCAAUAGGUGUUCUCAAACUCACACAUUGACUGUUCUCAACCGGAGGGAGAUAGUGAUAAAUUUAAAAGCGGUGAAGAGCCACGAAUUUGUAACAAUUGCUACAAAAUUUUAA